Cygnus atratus (black swan) is the source of this 4834-nucleotide messenger RNA. It is a transcript of the gene RADX, whose product is annotated as RPA1 related single stranded DNA binding protein, X-linked. Gene Ontology annotation, molecular function: single-stranded DNA binding. Gene Ontology annotation, cellular component: replication fork. NCBI's taxonomy places the organism in Eukaryota, Metazoa, Chordata, Aves, Anseriformes, Anatidae. The coding region runs from base 175 to 2835 and encodes 886 amino acids. The transcript has 16 exons. Gene Ontology annotation, biological process: regulation of DNA repair. The record is from RefSeq and is a predicted model, not a curated record.
ACGCGCGCGCGCAGCAGCCCCGCCCCCGGCCGCGCCAUGGCGGCGCCGCGGCUCAGCCCCUGACAGCAGCAGCAGCAGGAGCAGGCCGCCCGCCAUCGCCGCCGUCCGUCGCCGCCGCCUUCGCCGCCUCCUCCCGCCGCUCUCCCCGGCGGGAGGAGCCGCGAGGAAGCUGUCAUGCAGGAACCCGGCCCGGAUCCGCCCGACCCUACCGACAACAGCACUCCCACCUCCCCAGGCGGCGGCGGGGAGGCUUCGUGGCUGCUCGGGGUUUUCGAGGCGGCGCGCGGCGCCUCCCUCCUCAGCGCCUCCCCCGCCGAGACGCCGCCGCUGACGGUGGUGGCGGUGGAGCGGUACCUGGCCGAGGCUCCGCCGUCCCCCCCGGCGCCGCCGUGCCCUGCCGCCGCCGUGCCCCCGCAGUACUGGUACGACGUGACCCUGGCGGACGGCUCCCGGCAGGAGCGCUGCCACCUGGCGCCGAGCCUCAACGGCCUGGUGCAGCGCGGCCACCUGCGGGCCGGCGACCGCCUGCGCCUCACGCGCUGCUCCUACCUCUACGACGAGCGGCGCCUCCGCUACGGCUUCCCCUGCCUGGAGGGCGUCGAGCGGGUGGCCGGGGAGCCGCCCGCCGUCCCCGUGCCCGUCGCCUCAGCGCCGCGCUGCCCGCCCCUGCGCGGCGAGAGGAAGCACUACCUGCCGCUCUGGAACAACGAGGAUCCCUACGGGGACGCCUGGGAGGCCGAAAAGCCGCCGGAGAAGGUGGACGUUGAUGUCUCUAAGCUGACUUCUCUUGGUCAGCUGGAAAUGACAUGGAGAAGCAGAGUUCACUUCCAUCCGCUGCUUGUCAGAGUGCUGCACAAGUCUAGGCUAAGGUACUACGGGAAGCCAGAGAAAAAGAUGGAUGUGCCGUAUCAGGCUUACUUUGAAGUUGCUGAUAGCUCAGGCAUGAUGUCGAUGGUUUUGUGGAAUUCGUUAUGUCCCGAAUGGUAUAACAGUAUGAAGGUUGGCACGGUACUACUUCUUGAACAGUAUGCUAUCAAAAACAGUUAUCCAUUUAAAACAAAGCCAACCCCGGGAGAUUCACAGAUGAAGAGAUUUGCUACAAUUGAAAUCAGCCUUAAUGUACGUGACCCACCUACCAAAAUAAGUAUCAUUCCAGAAGAAAUGGUUAAGCCAGAGUGGGGAUUACCUGAAGUUAAAUACCGCUUUAUCACAAGGUCAGAGCUGGAUAACUUACCAAACAAUCAUUCCUGUGAUGUUAUUGGUCUUGUGACGUUUGUAGGAAGGAUUGAACGAGCAAGAAAGAGAGAACGCAGUGAAGACUUCUGGCUCUAUCGUUGGGCGCAUGCCAUUGAUGGGACCUCAGAGCAACCGUUUAUACUGGAAAUAUUUGCAACUUCUCAGCCAGAUGUGUUUGAGCGUAUUCAUCCAAUGACAUACUUGGUGUGUACACAGAUGAGAGUGGUACGGGACCUCACUGACAAUCCUUCCAGCACAAUUUACCUUACGACUUCAAAUGAAAGUCAAAUAUUCAUUACAGGGUGUCACAAGGGCCAGCCAUACACCAGAGAUACCAAAGUGAAAAACUUCAUUCACUGGACUAAAACACAGAGUGAAGCUGAUCAAAUGAAGAAAACUGUCAUUGGUGGCUAUUAUCCUCUUCCACGACCUCCAAAUAGCUUUCUGAAGUAUUGUAAAAGUAAUAAAGUUGAAUCAGUUUUGAAAGCCGUAGGUGAAAUGGGGAAAGAAAUUGAAGAUUUGCACUACAGGGAACACAAGCGCAUUGCUAUUCAAGGAAUAAUUAGCGCCAUAAGAUACAUCAACUGUAGCAAUGUAGCUGAAGAUGCCUCAGGAGUAGAACCUGUUCAGAAAGAUACUUCUCAGUCUCUUGAAAGUUCUACUGUGUCCAAAGAAGAUGGUGUUCAGAAGGGAAACCUUCAAACUAAAGAGUUCACGUCUUUUCUGGGGCCACAGUGUGCUCCUGGGAAACAAUGGCAUCAAACUCUACAAUCGAAAAAGAGCACAGUCAAGAGAAAGACAGAAGCAGAACAGGGAAGUGCAUCUGUUAUUCCUGUACCAUCUCACCACUAUUUCACACGGUCUGCAAGAAAGAAAUUUAGCUUGGACAAAUUUCAACAUGAAGAUUUUGUUCAAGACAAAAAUGAACAGCCUGUAUCAGACAGUUCACAGUACUACCCAGACCAAGAAGGAGUAAGUGCUAUACCUGAAACUGAAGAGACUGGAGGAACUCGUGAUUCAUGGCAGAGUGACCUGUGGGCACAAGUAAAAGACAAGCUGCUGAAAUAUUUGCAUCACAGCACAGUUUUCCCAGAAAGCAUCCCACGUAAAUUUGAUUAUGUGCACAAAGACUUACUUAUGCAACAGUACAACCUUCAUGCAGCUGUGUACCAGCCAAAAGAAACUAGAACAGAUAAAAAUAUCAAUGAGUUUAAAAGCGCUAGUGGCCUUGGGUAUUAUGAAGUGACAGUUCUGGGUAUAAACCACGAUGUAGCAGUAGAUGUCGCAUUUCUCCCACUCUUCUGUCCUGAAGACCCACACUUACUUCAAAUGGAGGACAUUGAAAAUGAUACGUUAUUGUCUUGCAUGAGUUGCAUCUCUGCUUGUCAGCAGAAGACCACCAGCUAUGGAACGCUACAUGACACCUUUCCACUUUCAAAUGAAAUUGUAAGAGCAGCGAUGGAUCUAGACGGCAAACAUGUUGUCUGUAUCUUGGACAUCUGUCAAUUGGGUGAUGAUAAGGUGGAAGUCUUUCUGAGCAAAAUCUACAAGACGGUGGAACCAGAUGUGCUGGACCUAGUCUGUAAUCCAAAUGCAUGAGGGAACUCAGCAGCUCCAAGAAGCUGCUGCUUCCAGGAGGGCAAAAGGCUCAAGAAUACUGUCAAGAUGUUAAGUCUCUACAAGCCAGCAGCUGCUGAGUUCCGAACCAAGUCCUGCUUUUUCUUCCCGUUGGCCUCAAAUCACUUAUGCAACUGGAUCUUUGGGAAAUUAUUCUCAAGCAGGAUCCUAAAACACAUUGCUGCUUGACAACUUGUCCAUAUGCAAUGCUGGUCUCAGCUCAGUUGUUUGAGAAGAAAUGAUUGCAUUGUGGAAGCUUGCCACUUAAAUUGUACCAUUAUUGACUAAAGCCCACAGAAUUAAUUUAUAGGAACAGAUUUGUUCUUUUUUGAAAAACUUUCUAGGUAUGUUUUAGCUCCCUGUUGGUAAUUAGGCAGUAUCUUUUUCAAGUAGCGGCUCACUUGUUUGCUCUGGGGACAAUGGACUUUGUCUUCAGGUCCUACAACUCGCUACCCUAACUUCAGUUAAUGGUAAUUGAAGGACAAAGUUAACUGUAUUAUAAUAGAGUUUCAAUGCAACUUUGUAUAAAAAGUAAAUGUCUUAAUGUUUAGGGAAAAAAAAGGUUAAAAUUAUUCUGAGUUUCUACCAUGGUUUACAAUUUAAAAAUGUAUUAAUGAGAAAAGUUUAACUUAAAUUGCACAGACGAAAAGUGAAUUAAAUGUGACUUUGUGUUGUUUAUGUUUAUAUUUUAUAUGGAUCGUAAUAGUAUUAACUCUAGAGCAACGUUUGUCAACCCAUGGCUUUCAGAGUACUUUGUAACCUUGCCACAGAAGGCAAAAUGAAGACAGGACAACCCCAGAAGAGCAGGGUGUUGCUUGCAAUUACUUGUGUAAUUUUGUUGCUCAUGGGUAUAUGAAGAUAAGAAGCUCUAGAGUGAGGAAAUUAGCACCAGCACUUCAUGUACCAAACUGAGCCAUGCUGACUGUGUCAGCAUUUUCUUAAUUUAGAUAUACUUCAGGUGGAAGUCUAAUUUUAAUAAAACCAUUAUUUCUAGAAGCAAUUUUAAAAAAUAGUUAUCUUUGUAUGAAAGGACUGAUGUGGCAAACAGAGUCACAGAGUCACUGUAUUCGGUUGUUCUAGCCACUCAAUCCAUCCCCUGCAAUAAAAAUCCAGCAAAGAUCAUUUGCUGCAUUGCACUGCUUACUAUACUUUAAAUAUGUAGCAUUAAUCAUUUGAUCCUCCGUGUUAGGAGGUUUCCUAACUCUACAAAAUGUAUCAGAAUGAUGUAGACUAUGUGUAAUGUGCACUUGAGACUUUUUAAUAAGUCCAUAACUAUUUUACAGAAAUAGUGGUUGAAAUUUUUCAUGGCAAAAACAGAGGAGGAGACAUAUUCACUCCUGCAGAAUGAAGUGCCAACGUUAGAUGCAUACACUGUCUUUGUAUAGGUGGAGAAUAUUCAGCGCCUAUAGUAGACUUGGAAUUUGAAUACUCAGGGUAAUUCUUAAGAAGAACCUACCCCAUCCUCAUAAGUUACAUUGAACUUGGUAUGCCAACUUCAGGUUUUGAAGUGUUUUUUGUGUUGUUACAUGAUUCUACCAGUCUGUCUGUGUCAAAAGAGCACUGUAUAACUGGGGAGAAAGUCCAGUCUGAAAAAAACUACUGGCUAUUUUAUUUGGUGUUUAUUGACACAACUAUAAACCAAAGUAUUUUUGUUCCUGAGUUUGUCAAAAUGUGUUAAUUUUGCCAUGUGAAACCGAAAUAGCAUCUUUACUCCUGCAAAUUAUGCCAUAGGAAUCAUCUUUCUUGCUGCUGUGUAUUGUCACUGAAAUCCUGCAUUUCCAUGUUUCAUAUGUUUCCAGCAUUAAUAUCAAAGUAAAACAUAGGAAAGUAAACUGAGUGUGAAAUUAAUGGUACUUUUGUAUGUAUAAAACUUUGUAAGUUAUAGAUCUUAGAGGUAAGAUCAGUUUCAACUUAAUGUGAUGUAGAAAUAGUAUAACAGUGGAAACUGGAGAAUAUAAAUAAAUAAGUUAAUAUCUGUAAA